ACAUCUCCAGUGCUCUAGAUCACAUCCACAUCCUCCCACCACACCGCCAUGCUUUGCGCGAUAUCUGGAGUAGCUCCCCAGGAGCCGGUCGCCUCGCGCAAGAGCGGCAAUGUCUUCGAGAAGCGCCUCAUUGAAGCACAUAUUGCAGAACAUCACACGGAUCCCGUCACCGGCGAAGAUCUCAAUGUCGACGAACUGAUUGAGCUUAAGUCCCCAAGAAUUGUCGCUCCCAGACCUCCGCACCUCACCUCGAUACCCGCCCUUCUCACCGCUUUCCAAACGGAAUGGGACGCCCUCAUGCUGGAGACCUUCACGCUGAAGCAACAGCUCGCGCAAACAAGACAAGAGCUCAGCACGGCUUUGUACCAGAACGAUGCAGCAACGCGAGUAAUAGCGAGGUUGACGCAAGAGCGGGAUGAAGCGCGGAAAGCCCUUUCAAAUCUGACUGUGACGGCACCUGCCACCGAGGAAGCGAUGCAGGUGGAUGGACAGGCGCUGCCUGAGCAUCUCGUCGCCAAGGUGGAUGAGACACAGCAACAGUUGUUCUCGACUCGACGGAAGCGGCCAAUUCCGGAAGGCUGGGCUACCGGCGAGGAUAUUGCUGGUUUCGAGGUAACGAGCCAAGCUGAAGCCAUUUACCCUGGUAGCGCGACUAUCUCGGUGGACGAGUCUGGGGAUUUGGCACUAUUUGGUGGGAAGGACGGGGUCGCUGGCGUUUACUCCAUUUCCCAGCAGAAGCUCCUGUAUACACUCCAGGCUGAAAGCGCGGUAACAGAUACCUUGUGGUGGGACUCCCGUGCAGUCGUUGCGACGGCUUCCGGAACUAUCAAGAUUUUCGAAGGUGGGAAUGAAGUUCACUCAAAAGCUGCGCAUCCUGGAGCAGUUACCUCCCUGGCUCUUCACCCCAGCAAGGCCAUCCUGGCCUCCACCGGUGUGGACAAGCGGUUCAUCUUCCACGACCUCUCCAACUUUGAGGUUGUCUCGCAAGUGUACACAGAGGCCGACAUCGCGUGUUCGGCAUUCCAUGUGGAUGGCCUCCUGUUCUUCACUGGCAGCACAGAUGGCAACAUCCGCAUCUUCGACGUCAAGACCGGCGGCAGCAUGGCUGUUUUGGAGGCGGGUGGCCCAGUCUGCAGCGUAUCAUUCUCAGAAAACGGUACCUGGUUUGCGUCGGCACAGAAGGGUUCGAGCAACGUCACUGUCUGGGACUUGCGCAAGCAGCAACCAGUUAAGGUGCUGGAUGUUGGUGGGCCGGUCGAUCGCUUACACUGGGACUACACCGGCCAGUUCCUCGCCACUGCAGGACCUGGAGGAAUUGCCGUGCAGCAAUACACCAAGGCAUCAAAGAGCUGGUCGGAGCCGAUUCGAAAGGCAGUACCCGCGAGAGAUGUUGCCUGGGCUACAAAGGCGUCGUCACUGGUUGCAUUGACGCCAGAAGGCGGCUUGACUGUUCUGGGAGCGGCUUGAAGAUUCUAGCUGCUAUGGCUCAAGCGAAUCUGGAGGCAGUCAAAGCCGUGCGAUUUUGCGAGGAAGUGAGCAUUUAUUUGGAGUUGAAGACGAUGUACGUACUUGGCGCUUCUGGACUACGAAGCGGCCGGGUGACCAUGGAGGACUGAUCAUUGAUCAUUGGAAUAUGUGUAAUAUGGUUGGGAACGUUUUACAGUGAACACGUACGAGUCCUAUCUUGUCACGAGCUAUUCGGAGCACAAUAAACUCUUGGAAUGCACUGACACGUUUCUUGUGAAUGUGAGGCGAAAACGGACUUGCGGG
Molecule: messenger RNA, 1770 nt
Organism: Westerdykella ornata
Lineage: Eukaryota; Fungi; Ascomycota; Dothideomycetes; Pleosporales; Sporormiaceae
Product: Prp19-domain-containing protein
Exons: 2
Coding region: 49-1467 (472 amino acids)
Biological process (GO): protein ubiquitination; DNA repair; mRNA splicing, via spliceosome
Cellular component (GO): Prp19 complex; cytoplasm; U2-type catalytic step 1 spliceosome
Molecular function (GO): protein binding; ubiquitin protein ligase activity
Source: RefSeq, a predicted model, not a curated record